AUGUGGAAGGCGAGGUGCGUUGGCUUAUGAUUUUACUGUAGUGAUAUGUGAUCAGUAUAUAAAAGAUUUCAGUUACAUCAUACAAUUAUUUAUAUGAUGACUCACUUCUUAUAUCACCUAUUAUCCGUUUAUUUCAUUCUAUUGAAUAGAACAGGCUGAGGCCCAGAGUACAGUAUUUAGAAGUUUAGUUAUUAUUUAUAAGUCAGUUUAUAUUUUUAAAUAUUUUAUAAUAUUAAAAUAUUAAAUAUGCAGAAAUAUGGACAGGUAGAUCAAAGGUUUACAAGACGGGUCAUGGCAUUUACCUAGAAAUUUAAUUGGAAGUCACAUUUAACUUAGUAGUAUAAUAUAUUUUACAAAAUGGCUAUUUUGAUCAUUCUGUAAUAUGAAAAACAAAUUUUUUUUUUUUGGAAAUUAUGUGAUGAAAAUAAAAAAAAUAAUUUUUUUCUAAAAAGAUCCUCAUAGAAAAACAUGUAGCGUUUUACUUUUUCGUUGUUAUUCUGUAAAGUAAAAUAAUCGCAGCUACUCUUAUUUGUUUGUGAAAAGAAAUAAAUCCUAACAUAAAUUACGUUAAACAAAAUAUAAAUUAUAUGAAAUGCUUUAUUUUAGAAUAAAUUGAUUUUCAAUUCAAAUGUUACAAAUUAUGGGUUCACAAUUUUAUUAAAAUCAGUAUUUUGGUAAAAACACUAUUCAUAUAUAUAAUCAAUAUAUCUUCCUUAAUAAUGUUUGUUUAAUAUUAUACCAAUUUUCCCGUUUUUCCUAAGUUUUUCCCGGGUUUCCAUGUUUUUUCCCGAUUUUACACAUUUUCUUGAAAAACUCUUGAAGAAAUUGAAAAAUGAUACCUCCCUAAAGUACUACCAAAAUAAAAUUUCCUGUUUCUUGCGUCUAAAUCGUAUAUUUCAGAGUAAGAUUUUUGGAAGAAAGUGUUCACACAAAAAAAAAAAAUAAAUAAAUAAACAUCUUCGUAAAACCCUAAUGUAUUCUUCACUACACUUAGAAUCUAAAAAAAAUUGGAGUAACGACAACAAUAAAUUUAAAAUAUUUUACGAGCACACAACUGACGGUAGUCACAAUUCACGUGAAAAGUUUCUGACAACUGCACACUUCACAUAGACGUUUGUUUUCUACUCUUACGUUAUUUCGGUACUGCCAACUCAAUAUUCGCUUAUUGUUACAGAUUAAAAAAAAAAUACAUAUUGAAUAUUAUCAGCUUUUGAAAAAUCCGUUUAACAUGGUAGGAAACAUUGUAAGGUCUUAGUAAUACAUGAAUACUUUUUAAAAGCAUUUAAGAGACUGUGCUACUUAUCGUAUUUAAGGGGUUCCGUGUUGAUAAUUUUCUUAUCAUUUUUGAAAAAAUAAAAAUUUUUCCACUCCAAAUUAUUCAAAAACAUUUAUAAAACUAUAGUUCCAUGUCACUAUCAUAACUAAUCACAAGUUGUUAAAUCUUGAAAUUUAUAAACAUGUUUACGAAAAAACCGUUUUGCUUGAGUAAAAACUACUCGAAUCAAGAAACAAAUUUUUCAAUAUAAACAAUUUUACUGUGGUUUUAGUUUUUCAAAAUCACUAUAAAAAUAAGUUAUUGAAGUUUUAAAAACUUAAAAUAAUCAGAUUUUCAAACAAAAUAAAUUAGUUUGUGUUUGUAAUAUAAAAAAUAAAAAAGAUAUGUUGCACACUGCGAAUUUAAAUUUUUUUCAUAUUAGAAAUUUAAUUCUUUAAUUGAGUAAUUGAGUCCAUAGCCCGAGUAAUUUUUAACUGCACAAAACAGUAGCAUGUGAUUUUACCGUGUACUUAACUGCACCUAUAUUAUAAUCCUAUAAAUACAGAAUUUUUAUGGAUCGUUCAGACCUACUGAUCGGUGGGUUCCGGAUAUUGUCCAUUCAUUGAAUGAAAAUCAAUUGGAAUACAUGACUGAACUGAGAGAAAAGUUGGUAUAUACAAACGCAAAUCGUUUAGUAUUUGGAAUAGGCAAACCGAGGUUAUCAAUAAAAAUAGAUGCAGCCACGCAAACAAAUGAACAAGAUGAUGCACAAUUUGUGGGUAAGGAUUUUGUUGAAAUUUUAUAAUUAUAAUAAUUAUAUGAUCUACUUAGCUAUAAACGAAAUGUUUAAAAUAGGUUUUUAUUCGGAUUUGGGCUUCACUGCAGUUCAUAAACUUAGAUCAUUUUAUAGUAAUAUUUUCAUUUAUUUUUGCUUAAUAAAGAUCAUUGUUAUUCUUCGCCAUAACACCUCUCUACCGGUUUCUGUCCUUAAUCAUCUCUUAUCUCUUAUGAAUUCCUAUAUUAUGAUGAGGUCAUUUUGAACUAUACUCACCAUAGCUUUGAGUGGACUAGCGGCCAUUGACUCUCCACUGUCCAUUGUGUAACUCGUGUGAUAUUCUGUUAACCUCACUUUUUCUAUUAUAUCAAAUUAAUAUAUGUAUGGUGGGAGUUAGGAAGAAGAACAGAUAUAAAUAAAUAUAAUACAUUUUAAUCAGGUUUACUAGGUUAUCUUAAAGCAGUUAAAUCAGGUAAUCUUGAAACUUUAAAAUCCCACUAUUCAAUAAUUUAUGUAUACAUUAAUAUAUCCAUAUCAUAUACUUAAAUAUUACCAAACGUGUUAUCAUUGUAUUAUCAUUUUCUUAACUGAAUGAAUUGGGUGAACUUUUCUCUUACAUCAGUUCAUGAUAGAAAUUAUUUAAAUUAUUUAGCAUUAUAUGGUUAGUUAUUUCAUGUCAAGGAAGAUGUCAUGUCAUCAUACAAAUGAAAAUAAAAAUUUGACAAGCUACAGAUUAUGGUUAUUUGUACAUCAUCGCCACAAUGCUUUAUUAAUUAAACUUAUGUAGGUUAAGUAAAUAAACACUUACCUAUCAUAAUAAUGAUAAGAGUGUUAUGUAUACAAAAUAUAUAGUUUAUGCCAGGAUGGAGAAAAUAGGACUUUUCGGUCCUGCCAUUUCAGCGCUACCGUUUAGACCAGCGGUUCCCCACCUGUGCACCGCGUGCUCAUUUCAGGGGCACCACGGCUCACCCGAGUAUGAAAAAAAUUAUUAAAUUAUAUAUUAAAAAUGUACAAUUUAUUGUAGUUAAAAAGACAAAAAAAUGUUUAACGUAAAAAAUUAUUUAGCACACUCUGUAUAUGUAAUACAGUGUUCUAAUCUGUAUCGAUUAAUACAUAAAUAACACACGCCGCACAAAUGCAGAUAACAUUAUACACGUAUGACUUCCUCGAAUUGGCGACGUUCAAUUUUAUCUGAACACUCGUAUUAUUAUUAUGGUAACUAUUAUUAUAGUUUAAAUUCUAAGAAUUAAUUUUUUCUAUACAUACAUAUGUGGUAAUUUAUUUUGUAUAAUAUGUAUAAUAUUUUAUUUAUUUUGUAUUAUAUACCUAUAAUAUUGUUUGUAAAUAAUUUCGUCGCGAGUACCUGUCCGUCGUCCGUCCGGUCAGAUAACGAUAGUAAUUGACAAUUGCUGAUAAAACGCGGGCCCGGACAACCGGCGGGGUUUUCGCACGAACUUAUAGUUUAGUAUUGUCACAACCUCUGACCGUGGUCGUAUGUUUGCCGACGACUCAUUAUUACCGUAUUACCACUUUUGUAUGCGCUUUUCCGUGACCCGUGGAAUAAACGAAUUUGUUGAUACCUCUAUUUUUUUUUUCGUUUGUGUACUUUAUUAUCUUUUCACGCUCCGGAUCAAGAGCAAAUAACCCUGUAUUUGUCUUGCUCCACACAUGCGUUUGUUUUUUUUCAAGAUGGGACCAUUGGUUGAAUAGUGGGUCUAUUAAUAAGACGCCUGCUACAGUCAUAUUGUUCUAUAAAGGAAGGAAGCAUAAUCGACGAAGAUGGAGUUUAUAAUAAUAGUCCUACUUCUCAAGGUACGAGUGAUACACUACUGCCAAGUACGGGUUACUUCAUAAAGUUCAUAGGCUUCCUAAACUCUGUGUCGAGAACGUCCAAAAAACGUAAAUACGAUGGAAGUUAUUUGGAGAUGGAGUUCAUAGAAACAAACGAUGGUCAGCCACAGUGCGUAAUUUGUUCAAAAGUUUUUCCUAAAAGCUCUAUGUAUCCCGGCAAAUUGCGUCGUCAUUAUGAAAAAGUCCAUCCAGAUCAUGAAGGGAAACCAAUCGAUUUUUUCAAACGAAAGCGCUCUAAACUAUUGGCUAUUAAAAAAAAAAUCAAAACGCACGUUCAAACCGAAAUUAAAAUGUAUAAAGCAAUCUACAACAAUGCAUUUGAACAUAACACGAAGGUAUAGAAUAUGUUUUCAUAACUCAUGUUAAUUAAUAAAUUAUUGAUUUUUAAAUAAACACGUUAGUUUAUAACACAAUAUGAAAAAACUGAAUUGUAUAUUUUAAGGUAUAUGAAUAAUCAAUUUAAUAAUAAUUUAUUCAUCAAUUCAUUUAUUUUUGGAUCCCAGAAACUUUCAUAAAAUUAAACAGCCUGAAUCCAUGUUUACUGAAAUAUCUUUGGUCAAAAUUGCAAGAAUGGCUCGAUGUGAAAUUUUGGUAGUGUAUUGUAAACUGCUAGAAUUUACAAAGAAUUAUGAUGCAAUUGCAGAAGUAUGUCUGGCAAGUAAUAACCAGGGCAAUACAUUCAAAGAUGAAAUAAUUAGAGACGAAGAUACAGAAAACAAAGAACUGAAAUAUACAGUAGUUGGGAUGAAGUGUAAAUCGUGCAUUUCAUACGCAAUUUGA
This is a messenger RNA of Cinara cedri, 4661 nucleotides long. The record is from the annotation of a GenBank genome assembly. NCBI's taxonomy places the organism in Eukaryota, Metazoa, Arthropoda, Insecta, Hemiptera, Aphididae.